CGAGCACCAGAUAAAUGGGUUUGGUCGGCCGAUUGAGCAAGUGCGUUGUGACCGUUUCGUAAACAAUUUCAUGGUCGCCCUUUUCGGAGCCGUUCAUACGCUUCAUUAGAUAAUUAAACUAAUUAUAACAAUGACAAUAUAUGAUGAUUCAAAACAUUCAUACCGUUUCACUGUGAAAUAGGUUAAGCAAAAAUGCCGGUAAAACUGCUAAAAACGAUCUGGGUUACCAACAACCUACUGGCGCUUUUGCUUUCGGUUUUAUAUGAUCAUCACGUCUCAUCAUGGUCUGUUAUAUUGGAGCAUCUUCUUCGGCGCACUGUCCAUAGCGGGGGAAUAUGACAUAUUGGCUUUAGUAUCGCGAAAAUGGCCAUAAAUGUGUAUUUAGCAGAUAUCCUUAUUGCUUCGGUUAUUACCUUGCUACUCACCGCUAUUCCAUGCAGCGGUCAAGCGUAUGGCGGUUAUGCCGGCCGGCUGGGUGGUUACUCCUUAGCCGGAUCCUACUCUAAUUUCGUGGGCAACUGUACACCCAUGUACAGCUCCAGCUCCGGAUCCUACGGAUCCAGCUACGGAUCCGGAAGUUCAUACGGCGGCGGAUCUUACGGUUAUGCCACAACAGCCGCCCCGGGAGUCAAUCUCACCAACUGCGGAUACGACGCGGAUGCCAUGAAAGUCUUCGGCUAUUACGGAUACGAUUUCCCCAAGCCGCCCAUUGGUCUGAGUUAUCCGAAUAUCGGCUGGCCGUAUUCCAUUCCCUAUCCCUACUACACACCGCCGCCAUACGGACCCAUCGGCAUCCCGUACUACGGCACACCGGUAGUCGGUUAUAAUCCUUAUUUGUUUGGAUUCGGCAGUUAUGAUGGCAUCUACGGCGGGGCACGGGGUGGGAAGUACGAAAUUAAGGAAGUACCGGCAGCGUAUAAGCCCAGUAAUGUCUACAAGGGAUACAAAUUUGGCCCGGGUGGUCAAAUCAUUGCCUACUAUUAGGCGAUCGGCGGCCCGGCUGCAAUGUGAUACCACGUGUGUCAUUAUGCUUCAUUUAUGGCGGACACCGAGCUUUCAGUUUGAUUGGCCCCCGGGCGGACGCUGCAGAGAUUGUAUUACAUGGAAAUUGAUGGCACUCAUAACCUAUUUGCUACUGUUUUGUUGUUUGUUCCACAUCGUUCCUUCUUGAAUUCGUUGGUGUUUUGGCAAUCGAAAGAGAAAAGAGAUCUUGAGAAAUCGUUAGCGUUA
Molecule: messenger RNA, 1230 nt
Organism: Paramacrobiotus metropolitanus
Lineage: Eukaryota; Metazoa; Tardigrada; Eutardigrada; Parachela; Macrobiotidae
Product: prisilkin-39-like
Exons: 2
Coding region: 364-984 (206 amino acids)
Source: RefSeq, a predicted model, not a curated record